This is a messenger RNA of Benincasa hispida (wax gourd), 882 nucleotides long. RefSeq lists its product as uncharacterized. NCBI's taxonomy places the organism in Eukaryota, Viridiplantae, Streptophyta, Magnoliopsida, Cucurbitales, Cucurbitaceae. Gene Ontology annotation, molecular function: calcium ion binding. The record is from RefSeq and is a predicted model, not a curated record.
AGGGAUGUUCUAUCGUUUCCCAUUUCUUGGGUGUAAAAUUCAAUCCCGAUUCCCUUCUAUGAAAAACAAAAUCCCCUGACAAUCAAACAGUUUUAAUGAAAAUGGAGAACACGGGGAUUUUGAAGGAGUGGUUUAAUCGAGUCGAUUCGGAGAAUUCUGGAAGCAUCACAGCUCCUCAGCUUCAGAAUGCUCUGGCGGUUGGAAACCUCAACUUUCCCCACUCAAUUGUGCAGCAAAUGAUCAGAAUGUAUGAUUUUGAUAGAAAUGGAACUAUGAGCUUCGAAGAGUUUGUAGCUCUCAACAAGUUCCUCCUUAAGCUUCAGCAAGCCUUCUCUGACUUGGAAAGAGGACGUGGUUAUCUAGUACCCGAUGAUGUAUACGAGGCAUUGGUUAAAAUUGGCUUCAUGCUGGACUCUCCGGCUUUUUAUACUGUCUGUGAGAGCUUUGAUCAAAAGAAGAAUGGGAAAUUUCGGCUAGACGACUUCAUAUCUCUCUGUAUAUUUGUUCAAUCAGCUGGGAAUUUGUUUAAUUCCUUUGAUACAGCAAAACAAGGCAGGGUGACUCUAGAUCUCAACCAGUUUGUCUAUUGCACUGCUAAUUGUAGAAUAUGAAAGUGUAAAUAUUUGACAAGGAGGGGACAACAUUCUGCAGAAACUAUUUGUGCGACCUGUGGAUCUAGAAUGGUGGUAUAUGAACCAUGAACUUAUUUUUCAGUAGCAUGAUGUAUCUUGUUUGUUUAUCUGUUGGCUAGAUUUGAUGCUGGAAAAGGUUCAUCUGAUUACAGUAUUAGUAAUUCAUUUCUAUACCUCUUCUAUAUUGCGGCUUUUGUGUAUCAGUUAUUCACAUGAUCAGUCAAUAUAUUGGUUUAUUUUGUUAGCUUCA